Molecule: messenger RNA, 2883 nt
Organism: Asparagus officinalis (garden asparagus)
Lineage: Eukaryota; Viridiplantae; Streptophyta; Magnoliopsida; Asparagales; Asparagaceae
Product: transducin beta-like protein 3
Biological process (GO): endonucleolytic cleavage in 5'-ETS of tricistronic rRNA transcript (SSU-rRNA, 5.8S rRNA, LSU-rRNA); endonucleolytic cleavage to generate mature 5'-end of SSU-rRNA from (SSU-rRNA, 5.8S rRNA, LSU-rRNA)
Cellular component (GO): small-subunit processome; nucleolus; 90S preribosome
Molecular function (GO): U3 snoRNA binding; protein binding
Source: RefSeq, a predicted model, not a curated record
UGAAAAUCUCGCCAAAACCCUAAAACCCCGGCUGUCUCUUCCUUCUCCCAAAACCCUCGCUUUCUCAUCUCUCCUAAUCGUCUUCCACCGCCGCCGAUGGCGACUACGGCGUCGCAAGCCCUGAAGAAGAACUACCGCUGUGUCUCCUCCCUGCAGCAGUUCUACAGCGGGGGACCGUUCGCCGUCUCCUCCGACGGCGGCCUCAUCACCUGCGUGACUCUCGAGGGGGAUUCGGAGGCCGUCACUGCCCUAGCUCUGAGCCCCGACGAUAAGUUCCUCUUCUCGUCGAGUCACAGCCGGCUUAUUAGGGUUUGGGAUCUUGAAACACUCAAGUGCAUCCGAUCAUGGAAGGGACAUGAAGGUCCAGUAAUGCACAUGGCUUGCCAUGCUUCAGGAGGGCUGCUUGCUACAGCGGGGGCAGAUAAAAAAGUCUGUGUUUGGGAUGUAGAUGGUGGAUUCUGCACACAUUUCUUCAGAGGUCAUCAGGGGGUUGUGACAAGCAUUAUUUUCCAUCCUGAUCCAAAGCGUUUGAUUUUGUUUUCAGGAAGUGAUGAUACAAGCGUGCGCGUUUGGAGUCUUGAAAGUAAAAAGUGUAUUGCGGUGCUUGAGAAGCAUUUUUCAUCAGUGACUUCCUUGUCAGUGUCUCAAGAUGGUCUGACCUUGCUUAGUGCUGGAAGAGACCAGGUUGUCAAUCUGUGGGACCUGCACAAUUACAGCUUUCAGAUGACUGUCCUAGUAAAUGAGAUGGUUGAAACUGUUUCUGCAAUCUAUGAUGGUACUGCAGUAUCUUCUUGCUUGGGGCUAUGUGAAUUGCCAAUUGAGAAGAAAAAUAAGAGUAUUUCACCAGCUGUUUAUUUUCUGACUGUUGGUGACUGCGGUAUCAUAAGCAUAUGGAGCUCUGAAGGUGGUACCUGCAUAUAUAAGCAGCGAGCUUCAGAUGUAAUUUGUGGCCCGGAUAAAGACAAUGCUGAAAGAGGAUUCACAUCAGCUGUUAUUUUGCCUUCUGACCAAGGGUUGCUUUGUGUCACUGGUGACCAGCAAUUUGUUUUCUAUCACCCUGAGAAAUCUUCAGAAGGGGCUUUUCAGUUGAAUUUGUAUAAAAGACUUGUUGGAUAUAACGAAGAAAUUCUUGAUAUGAAAUUUCUUGGUGAAGAGGAAAAGUUUCUUGCUGUGGCUACAAAUUUGGAACAGGUUCGAGUUUAUGACAUGGCAUCCAUGUCAUGCUCUUAUGUUUUGGCAGGGCAUACAGAUAUUGUCAUAUGCUUGGAUACAUGCAUAUCAAGUUCUGGGAGGACACUUGUUUUAAGCGGGAGCAAGGACAAUAAUGUAAGAUUAUGGGAUGUUGAAAGAAGAGGCUGUAUAGGAAUUGGUGAAGGACACACAGGAGCUGUUGGAGCUGUUGCUUUUUCAAGAAAAGGGAGAAACUUUUUCGUCAGCGGCAGUUGUGAUCGUACAAUCAAGGUGUGGAGUAUUGACGGUGUCUCAGGAGAUUUGGAUCAGGAGAUUAAACUUAAAUCAAAAGCAACUGUGGCUGCACAUGAUAAGGAUAUAAAUUCUCUUGCUGUUUCCCCAAAUGAUAGUCUUGUCUGCAGUGGUUCUGAGGAUCGCACUGCAUCCGUAUGGAGGCUUCCCGAUUUAGUACUCACGGUGUCUCUUAGGGGACACAAGAGAGGAAUAUGGUCUGUCGAAUUCUCGCCAGUGGAGCAAUGUGUGAUAACAUCUUCUGGCGACAAGACUGUAAAAAUAUGGGCCAUUUCUGAUGGUUCAUGUUUGAAAACAUUUGAAGGUCACACUUCCGGUGUGUUAAGAGCUUCAUUCCUCACUCGUGGCACCCAGUUUGUUUCAUGCGGUGGUGAUGGUUUGGUUAAACUGUGGACUAUCAAGUCAAAUGAGUGCAUUGCUACGUAUGAUCAGCAUGAAGGAAAGAUUUGGGCACUGGCUGUUGGCAAGAAGACAGAAAUGCUUGCAAGUGGUGGUACUGAUGCUGUAGUUAAUUUGUGGCAUGAUAGCACUGUUGCAGAGAAGCAGGAAGCUUUCCAUAGAGAACAAGAAGCCACUGUGAGAGGUCAAGAGCUGGAGAAUGCUGUUAAAGAUUCUGAUUUUACGAGAGCAAUUCAACUUGCAUUUGAACUCCGGAGACCACACCAACUUCUUGAUUUGUUUUCGCAAUUGUGUAGGAGAAAAGGUUCAGACGAGUCACUAGAGAAGGCUCUGACCGCUUUUAGUAAGGAAGAACUUCGUGUACUUCUGGAAUAUAUACGGGAGUGGAACACAAAGCCCAGACUGUGCCAUGUUGCGCAAUUUGUUCUUUCCUGCGCAUUUAAAAUUUUCUCCCCAACCGAGAUUAUGGAGGUAAAAGGCGUGAGUGAGCUUCUUGAAGGCCUUAUACCUUACUCUCAGAGGCACUUCAGCAGAGUUGACAGGCUCGUAAGAAGCACAUUCUUAUUGGAUUAUGUUCUUGUCGGAAUGUCAGUGUUGGAUCCAGAUAUCAAUGCAACAUCAUCCAAAUCGGAAGCUAUAUUGCCUUCAGAUAACCGAUUGGUGUCCUCAAAUAAUGGGCAAAUAGACGAUAAAUCAACAAAUGAGAAUGUUAGUGAUGAUAAAAUGUCGUUGCCAGAGAUGGAGGAAAGGCCUUCAUCCAAGAAACGGAAGUCCAGCAAAUCAAAGAAGUCUGGAGAAAAGAAAGCCAAGUUGGCAUCACAAAAAGAGGUUUCGGCAAUUUCAGUGGGGGCGUAAAACUCCAAUUAUUGUGUGCUGUAUGAUCUAAGUUGGUAAUAUGGUUUUCUGUUAAAGUUAUGUUUUUUUUUUCUUUUUGGGCGCACCCAUUUUUGUAUCUUAACAUCAUCAUUUUAUAGCAGUUUAUUGCUUUGAGCAAUUUUGAAA